Molecule: messenger RNA, 605 nt
Organism: Quercus lobata
Lineage: Eukaryota; Viridiplantae; Streptophyta; Magnoliopsida; Fagales; Fagaceae
Product: 60S ribosomal protein L38-like
Exons: 3
Coding region: 107-316 (69 amino acids)
Biological process (GO): translation; protein-RNA complex assembly
Cellular component (GO): cytosolic large ribosomal subunit; ribosome
Molecular function (GO): structural constituent of ribosome
Source: RefSeq, a predicted model, not a curated record
UAUAUACCCAUCGUUGUGUCUUUAUUUGCCUCCCUCAACCUCAACGUCUCCAUCUCCGAACUAGGGUUUUCAAUUUCGGCGUCCCUAGUCCCAACUUCACAGCAACAUGCCUAAGCAAAUCCAUGAGAUUAAAGAUUUCCUUCUCACUGCAAGAAGGAAAGAUGCACGUUCUGUGAAAAUCAAGAAGGGCAAGGAUGUUGUCAAGUUCAAGGUCCGUUGCUCCAAGUACCUGUACACACUUUGCGUGUUUGACGCGGAGAAGGCUGAAAAGUUGAAGCAAUCUCUCCCUCCCGGUUUAAGCGUGCAAGACCUGUGAAAAUGGGACCUGGACCAAGCAUGUCAAAUGGUUACUAGAGAGAAUGAGAUUUUGCCUUGGACUUUUGUUUGUUUUGUCUGUUUGUUCAAUUUAUGGAUGGUUUAGCUGUAUUCUUUAUCUUUUCCUUUUCGGUUUGAAAUUAGCUUGAGGCUAAGCGAUUUCUUCAAUUUUUUGCAAAUAGAAUGAUGCUCCUGGGUUAGACUAGUCUGUUAAGAGGCUAGACUAGCAGAAGCAGAGUGGAAUAUUAUAGUGGCCAGGUUGUUAAGCAUGUUGCAUUUGUUCUCUUGCA